AUGCCAAGCACCGGCACCAACCCCGACUGGAACUCCAGCCCCAGCACCAGCCCCGGUGGUGACACCGACGCCCGCACCAACUCCAGUCCCGACGCCAUCGCCGGCACCAACACCUUCACCCACCGUUGCCCCUGUCAAUCCGCCAUCUCCGACGCCGCCUCCCAAGCGUGCUGCUCGCAGCUCUCCAGCCUCCCGAGCGACACCGCUGCUGUCUGCCUUUGCGAAGCCAUCAAGGUUAAUGCUCUCGUCAAUCUGAAGGUCAAAAUCCCCGACAUCCUUAAAGUAUGCGGGAAGCUCUUGAACCAGCAGUGCUGCUCGCAACUCUCCAGCCUCCCGAGCGACACCGCCGCUUUCUGCCUUUGCGAGGCCAUCAAGGUGAAAGCCCUCGUCAAUCUGAAGGUCAAUGUCCCCAACAUCCUAAAAGCAUGCGGCAAGGUUUCCGCUGUAACUUGUGUUAAUUAA
Oryza sativa Japonica Group (Japanese rice) is the source of this 462-nucleotide messenger RNA. RefSeq lists its product as uncharacterized. The record is from RefSeq and is a predicted model, not a curated record. Lineage: Eukaryota; Viridiplantae; Streptophyta; Magnoliopsida; Poales; Poaceae.